Messenger RNA from Erinaceus europaeus (western European hedgehog), 4039 nucleotides. RefSeq names its product cyclin J (gene CCNJ). Gene Ontology annotation, cellular component: cyclin-dependent protein kinase holoenzyme complex; nucleus; cytoplasm. Lineage: Eukaryota; Metazoa; Chordata; Mammalia; Eulipotyphla; Erinaceidae. The coding region runs from base 335 to 1486 and encodes 383 amino acids. The transcript has 6 exons. Gene Ontology annotation, molecular function: cyclin-dependent protein serine/threonine kinase regulator activity. Gene Ontology annotation, biological process: regulation of cyclin-dependent protein serine/threonine kinase activity; mitotic cell cycle phase transition. The record is from RefSeq and is a predicted model, not a curated record.
CCACCGGGCGAUGCACCUGGGCAGGGCCUGGCCGCGGAUUGGACGGCUCGCGGGGUGACCCGGCUGUAUCGCGAGACGAGAUUGGCAGCGGCGGGGCCGCAUGUAACCGGGCGCUGGCUUUGUACGCGGAGCCGCCUGCCUGUCCUUUAACAAUGGGCGGCGCGAGCGCCCCGGCGCUGGGCCCUCGCUGAGGCCGGCGCUUCGCUGCCGACUGUCCUCAGCAUGAACCGGGCCGGCGCCCCCCGCAUGCCCGCGGCGGGGCUGGGGCUCUGAGGGCUGUGGUUCCGGGCUCGAGUGGUCGCGUGCGGCCGGGCCAGGCGCGCCGCCCGGGCCCAUGGAGCUGGAGGGCCAGUGGUGGCGGGGACAACUGGCUGCGGACAUUCACCAGGCGCUUCGGUACAAGGAGCUGAAGUUGCCCUCCUACAAAGGCCAGUCCCCUCAACUUAGUCUCCGAAGAUAUUUUGCUGACUUGAUUGCCAUCGUGAGCAAUCGCUUCACACUCUGCCCUUCUGCCCGACACCUUGCUGUCUAUUUGCUGGACCUGUUUAUGGAUCGGUAUGACAUCUCUAUCCAGCAGCUACACCUAGUUGCACUUUCAUGUCUGCUCCUAGCAAGUAAAUUUGAAGAGAAAGAAGACAGUGUGCCUAAGCUGGAGCAGCUCAAUAGCCUGGGUUGUAUGACUAAUAUGAAUCUAGUCUUAACAAAGCAGAAUUUGCUACAUAUGGAACUAUUAUUGUUAGAAACCUUUCAGUGGAACCUCUGCCUUCCAACAGCUGCCCAUUUCAUCGAGUACUAUCUCUCCGAAGCAGUACAUGAAACAGAUCUUCAUGAUGGCUGGCCGAUGAUUUGCUUGGAAAAAACUAAGCUCUACAUGGCCAAGUACGCAGAUUACUUCCUGGAAGUGUCUUUGCAAGAUUAUGCCUUUCUAAAUUAUGCACCUUCUUUAGUAGCUGCUGCAUGUGUGGCUUCUUCAAGGAUUAUACUUCGUCUUUCGCCAACGUGGCCUACAAGACUGCAUCGUCUUACUGCUUACUCCUGGGAUUUUUUAGUGCAGUGCAUUGAACGACUAUUAAUUGCUCAUGAUAAUGAUGUGAAGGAAGCAAACAAACAAAGAGGACAGGCGGGACCUCAACCAGCACAACUAAAUGUGUUCCAGACAAGCUCUCAGCCCUCACGGCCAGUUCACUUUCAGCAACCUCAGUAUCUCCAUCAGAUGCAGCAGACCUCCCUGCAGUAUCGCCAUCCUGUGUCAGAGCAGCCAGGCUGCCAGCAGAUUGUAUCUACCACACAUGCCUCAUCUUACACUUUACAAACAUGUCCUGCUGGCUUUCAAACUAGUGUUCCAGGUCUUGGGCACGUGCAGACUGGUGUUGGGAUGUCAUUGGCGAUACCAGUAGAAGUUAAACCCUGUUUAAAUGUUUCUUACAACAGGAGCUAUCAGAUAAAUGAACAUUACCCUUGCAUUACUCCAUGUUUUGAAAGGUGAUUAUAUGCAAACAUAUAACAUAUAACCCAGACUUACUGCGUCACUUAAAACUCUGGGACAAGUUUUUUUCUAAACUUUUCAAAAAGAAAGGGAUCCGGCAUCAGAGUUCUUCAGAUACCAGUAGCAAGAAGACUGAAUAUUUCUUUCAAUGCACGAUAUAUUCACGAGUGUUAUAAACCUCUAAGCAAACACUUCAGGGGUGUGUGUUUUAAAUCCUGUUACAACAAAUUUCCAUAUGACAAGAAAUUUCAAGCCCCCAGCUGAUGGUCCAAAUAUUUCAAAAAUACUCAACACAUCAGAAAAUUUGGACAGCAGGACUCUAAUAUGCUACUUUAAGAUUUGACCUGUGGUAGGCUCUGGGCCUAAUGUUGGCUUAUAUGUCAGAGACUAAUUUUUAUCUGUGGACUUGCCAGUCUUUUUAUGAAGGAAAGUUGCAGUAUUAUUAAUCUUUGAAGUUCUUUUUUUAUUCUGCAGUUUUCAGUUAUAUUUUUGAUCAACAAAUGAGUUUUUGACUAAGUUUAAACUUAUGAAUUCCUAUGCUAUACCAAUAUGUGCAGUAAAAAAAAAAAAAAAAAGAAUUUUAGAUGAUUCUCUAUCAUUUGCUAUCACAGAUAGUUUUGUUUUGGAAUCUGAAUUUAUGUACUAAAACGAAGGGUGUAUUAGAUCUCCUAAAAAUCAUGGUCCUAAGUUUUUGUUUUUUUCCCCCUAAAGUGAUCAACCUUAGAUCUUUAGAAUUUUAACUCAUUUAACUCAGGGAAUUUGUACUACUUGGAAAUACUUAACUAUAAUGCAACAAGCUUUGGGGAUGUUACAUGAACUACCUUUGUAACAUGGGUUCAAAUACUCCUCUUGUGUAUUUUCAAGCAAAAACAUACAUAUAGCUUAGAAUGAAUGACUUGCAUCCUAUCAUUCAUGAUACAUAUGUAGGUUUUGCAUUUCUCAGUGCAAUCAAUAACUGAUACUUUUUAAAAGGUCUUUUUUUUUUUUCCCAAGGGAAGGUAUAAAUGUCAAAUGUCAGUACUAGAUAGGAGUGGACUGUUUCCAGGGUAGCUCUCAGGUUGUGCUAGAGCCGCACUUUGUUAUCUGAAAGAGAAGACAGGUUUUAUAAGCAACCCUUGAAUCUAGUCAGGGUCAGCAAGCAAAGGUACUGACUACUAAAUCUCAGUAACCACUUUCAUUGGAUUGGCCCCAGACCGCUCCUGGGGUAUUUCACUAUAUUGGUAAUGAGUGGAGACAGCAAUAAUAGUCAGUAUAGCAAGGGAAUUUGAGGGUGAAGAGUUGGAAGACAUAAAAGUAAAAAAAAUCACUGUACUGAACUCUACAUUGUGCUCUUAUCUGUGGGGGAAGAGAGAUUUAUUGGAGGAAAGCUUUCUGAUUUAAAAAUUAGUGCUAGGUAUCUUUUUUUUUUCCUUUUAAGAUAGCACUUGAAUAGAAGGGAAACUGCAUGGCAGGUAUGUGGCUGCCACAAUAUGCAUUGAAAAACAAACCUUAUAAAAAUGUGGGUAUGCAGCAGGAGUCUCAGUAAUCAAGCCAAUGGCUAUUGUUUGGAAGGGGAGGGACUUAACGUAGUAAUGGACCUAUCUAGAUGACUCCAGUGAAUGAGUGUGGGGAGUGGGGGCUACUGCCAGUGUGAAUUCUUAAUUGAGAUGAAUUUAUUAGUCUGGUAGACAAAACAAAAAAAACCACUCAGGUAAGAACACUCACUCUUGGCAGUAUUCAAGCAUGCAAAUUGUGAAAGUACCAUCACUUUACAGAAGGCAGCUGAUAGGAUACUGGCCGUUCUUACCUCAAGAAAACUUGAAUUACCUGGGGGAAAUUUGGGUUCAAAAGAGAAGAUGUCUUUCACAAUAAGAACCCAGCAAGCUGGAGUCCAAUUUUCAGUAUUUUAACUACCUCAAUAAUACUAUGAAUGUAAGAGAACUGGGAUAGAGAUCCCGACUUGAAACAACUGGUGCCUAGAGUAAUUUAAUGUCUUGUCAAAUGCUUUUAUUGAUUGGUUUAAAUGUCAUUCAUGUUAAUAGAAGAAUAUGCCUUUAAAAAAGACUUAUUAAUAACACUUUCCCAAUUUAUAUUUUAAAAAGCUAAAGAACACUGGAUUAAUUUCUUUUGGGGGGGUAGAGUAAAAUAAUGAAUUGGUCAUUAUUGCUGCAUACCCAGGGUGGGGUGGGCAUGGGGUGGUUGGAAAACCAGAACUAAUUGUAACAUUAGAUUUCAAUAUUAAAGACAAUUCACAGUUGUUAGCUUGUUUGGGGGGCAGGGGUGGGGGGGGGGUUGUGUGGAUUCUCUUUUGUUUAAUUUAUUGAUUGGUUUUUAAAGUAGGUCUCUGUUUUGUUUUUGUUUACUGGACCAUCAUUUAAUGUGUACUGUGAAGAGUUAAUGAUAUGUAUAAUGGGCUUUACCAAAGUCCACUGAAUAAACACUACUCAAGUACAGACUGCAAACCAAAAUGCAUCUGUGUUAUGACAUUAAUUGCAAAUAGUAUGGUGCUAAAGUCUACACCAGUGGAAUUAGAUGAGUGCUAUGCACUUAAUUUUAAAAUAAAACUAGUUUUCA